AUGCUAGCCACCAAGUAUGGCAUGGAUCGGGAUGUUCUGGUCACUAUGACUGCUCUUGCAUCUAACGCGGAGGCUCAACUUCAGCUUACAACGUACGCCCGGUACUUGAGCCUGGUUCAAGACGCACUUCAGCCAAAGCCAACCAUCUCCCGCAUCCUCCUUGGUAUUGGAAGUGAGGAUGGAAGAGAGCCCCAUAAAGUUGCCGUUGAUUUACUUCAAACGCUCUCUCAUCUGCUCAAAUUUACCUCCCUUGGUAAUAAGAUGGUUCAAUACUUCGAGUCUGACGAUACAGAAGAUGCCAAAAAGGUACACAGUCUAUUUUCUGGUAUGCUGGAGCGUCUCCUAGCCCUAGGCGAAUCUGUUCGUUCCAUUAAAGCCAUAAAUAUCGCCUGUGGUGAUGCUCUUGCUACCCUGCUAGGCACUCUCUCUCUUGUUGAUUUCGUCGACACGAUUGAGGUUCUACUGCAGAGACCAAAGGAUAACCUCCGUAGACAAGUCCUUAGGCUACUUGAGAACCGUCUUGACAAUAGCAACGAUAGAGAUGCAGCAUCCCAAUCGAAGGCUCUCUCUUUCCUGUCUGUUCUUGUCGGAAUUGUCGAAACAUUUCCGGACAUAUUAUUGAAACAUGCGGCUGUUGCCUGUAUGGAGAAAAUUUCAGAGAAGUAUGGGAAGAAGAAUCCAGAAAAGGUCGUUGAGGCAGCGAUCGUGGUCGCCGGUGACAAGUGUAUGGGGCUCGCAGACAAUCGCAUCCGUAUCAUGGGUACGUUGUGUCUUGCAUCUAUGACGGAGGUCAUUGCGGAUGCAAUAAUCCCUGUACUUCCUGUCGCGCUCCCUCGCUCCCUGGAAUUACUACAAAGCAGCAUUCAGGCCAAGGAACAAAACCCAGAGCUGCAUGAUGCCAUAUACUCACUACUUUCUGCGCUAUUCGUUCACAUUCCUUACAUGAUCUCGUCGGAAGAUUUGGACAAAAUUCUCUGCCUUUCUUCAAGAUCAGCCCACGUUAGCUUGUCAGAGGAUUGUAACAUCAAUCGACAAGAGGCCCUUCAGCUAUUGGCAAAACGUGUGGAUGCGAAGGAGGUAUAUAAUGCAGUUGAACGCAACUGGCACUUCUCAGUAUCGAACGGCUCAAAGGCUGCCAAAGAAACCCUCGAAGUUGUCAAGCUAUCGAUUGAGAAACAUUCUAAGUCGGAUACUAUCAAGAAUUUUCCUGCACUCUCGAGGCUGCUGUGGAAAUUAUUCGACUUCCGACGAGCUCAACUCAGCUUACCCGCCAACGAUAGAUUUGAGGGACACCAGGUUGAUGACAUAGAGUCUUCCAUCAACGACCUAACGAUUAAAAUGAUAUAUAAGCUGAAUGAUACCAUAUUCCGUCCACUCUUCACACAACUCACCGAGUGGGCUACAGGGGAGCUAGACAAGUCUGAUUUGCCUGGCAGACAAGCAAGACUGACGACAUUCUACAAGUUCCUCGAGACUUUCUUUGGUACCCUCAAGUCCAUCGUUACCGGUUACUCCAGUUAUAUCAUCGAAAACGUUGUCGACAUACUGAAGAAUGUGCGACCGAAUGUAAAAGAAAACCAGGCCUUAUGGACAGCUGUAAUGCGAACACUCCGAAACUCAUUCGAGCAUGACCAGGAUGAAUUCUGGCAAUCACCUAGUCACCUCAGCUCAAUUUCCAGCCACCUUAUCAGCCAGCUCUCCAUUGCUAACAGCAAAGCAUCCUUCAAGUUGGUUAUAUCGGAAGCUACUCCAGCUAUUGUCGCACUCGCGAUUGCAGCGGAUUCUCCCGAUAACCAAAAGGAGCUGAACACACAUAUUAUGAAAUAUAUGCGUGCUAGUGGUGGCAAUGCUGAUUCUUGCAAAGGAGUAAACCCAUUUACUCGGCUUGCUGCGGUCAAGUGCGAGCAAAGCCUGACAGAAGAGCUAGGCGAAGAGUGGCUUGCUUUGCUGCCUGAGAUGCUACCCUUCAUCAGCGAAUUGAUGGAGGAUGAUGAUGAAAAUGUCGAGAAAGAGGUCAGGAAAUGGGUGCUUAUGAUCGAAGAUAUCCUGGGAGAGAAGUUGGAUGAUAUGCUUGCAUAA
Messenger RNA from Trichophyton rubrum CBS 118892, 2079 nucleotides. RefSeq lists its product as uncharacterized. Gene Ontology annotation, molecular function: snoRNA binding. Gene Ontology annotation, cellular component: 90S preribosome; t-UTP complex; small-subunit processome. Gene Ontology annotation, biological process: positive regulation of transcription by RNA polymerase I; maturation of SSU-rRNA from tricistronic rRNA transcript (SSU-rRNA, 5.8S rRNA, LSU-rRNA). The coding region runs from base 1 to 2079 and encodes 692 amino acids. NCBI's taxonomy places the organism in Eukaryota, Fungi, Ascomycota, Eurotiomycetes, Onygenales, Arthrodermataceae. The record is from RefSeq and is a predicted model, not a curated record. The transcript is spliced from 5 exons.